AGGUCACAAGGGUUAAGCAAAGCAGUUUGAUAAAGAACAAUUGUGGCCUUACAGUCUACCUUCAAUCAUUCAAUAAUUUACUUUGAAACUAUCUUCCGUAUCGAUAACAAGUUUUCUAAUUUAUAUUGUUGCUAAAAAAAUUUUAUAACUGAGACAUAAUUAUCAAGUGAUUUAUUGUUGAUAUUAGAGAUUGUAUAUACAAGUGAAAAAAAUGUCAGAGGUCGAGAAAACUCCAGAAAAAGAUGGUGAAAUCCAAUGGCAUUGGGUCCUUUGGACUAUUCAUCUUUACAUGUUAGGCUCUUAUGGAGUUUAUACUUUGUUAGCUAAUGCUAUGUGGAUAACAGUAUUUUUUGCAAUAUUUAUCAUAUUUAUUGGUGGACUUGGUAUAACAAUAGGGGCUCAUCGUCUUUGGGCUCACCAAAGUUAUGAAGCGCAAUGGUAUAUAAAACUAUUUUUAAUGAUAUCUCAUACUUUAGCCGGAGUUGGUCCAAUUCAUGAUUGGGUUCUAGAUCACAGAGUUCACCACAAAUAUUACGGUACUAAUAAAGAUCCGUUCAAUUACAAUCGAGGAUUUUUGUACAGUCAUUUGAUUGCGAAUAUUAAAAGCAAACCAGCAGAUUUUGAAAAAAAUUCCAAGAUUAUAGAUAUGAGAGAUAUUGAAACUGAUGGUUACGUCUGGUUUCAACGAACAUUUUAUUGGCCUCUUUUUAUAAUAGUUGGAUUACUUUUGCCAAUCAAUGCACCUGCUGAAUACUGGGGUGAAUCAAUUGGCCAUUCAGUAUUAGUUCUUGGAUUUUUCCGCUUAUUAAUAUUACGUAAUAUGUGCUGGUUAAUUCACAGUGGAGGACACAUUUGGGCUCUUCAACCUCAUGAAAAAUUUCCACCUGAUCAUACUUUGGUAUUUCUAAUAAGCAAAUCUUACUGGCAUCAUUAUCAUUAUCUACUACCAUUUGAUUGGAAAUGUGGAGAAUUUGGUUCUUAUGAUCAAGGCAUUGCCACGAAUACAUUAAAAAUACUCCAUGUUUUUGGUGCAGUUUCAGGAAUGAAAACUGUAUCAAGUACUAAUGUUCGAGAAGCUCUUUAUAAAGCUACUUCAAAGAACAAAUCAUUAUCUGAAACACUUGAAGAAAUUAAAGCAGCUGCAGAAUUAGAAACUGUUAAGACAAAACUCCAAUAUCAACAUCAUUGACAAUAAUUGAAGAUAAAGAUAAUUGAAUACUUCUGAAUGUAACACUUUAAAAUAUUAUUCAAUUAUAAUUCACUGUUAAUUUCAA
Chelonus insularis is the source of this 1274-nucleotide messenger RNA. RefSeq names its product acyl-CoA desaturase. The record is from RefSeq and is a predicted model, not a curated record. Lineage: Eukaryota; Metazoa; Arthropoda; Insecta; Hymenoptera; Braconidae. The transcript is spliced from 5 exons. Gene Ontology annotation, biological process: unsaturated fatty acid biosynthetic process. Gene Ontology annotation, molecular function: iron ion binding; stearoyl-CoA 9-desaturase activity. Bases 212 to 1189 code for a protein of 325 amino acids. Gene Ontology annotation, cellular component: endoplasmic reticulum membrane.